This is a messenger RNA of Ochlerotatus camptorhynchus, 2665 nucleotides long. RefSeq names its product frayed (gene fray). Gene Ontology annotation, biological process: protein phosphorylation; protein export from nucleus; activation of protein kinase activity. Gene Ontology annotation, molecular function: ATP binding; protein serine/threonine kinase activity; protein serine/threonine kinase activator activity. The coding region runs from base 258 to 1841 and encodes 527 amino acids. The record is from RefSeq and is a predicted model, not a curated record. The transcript is spliced from 2 exons. Gene Ontology annotation, cellular component: serine/threonine protein kinase complex. Lineage: Eukaryota; Metazoa; Arthropoda; Insecta; Diptera; Culicidae.
UAUCCAGUCGACCCAGAAGUGAUUGGCUAAUUUUAAUUCGAUCUCGGAAUCAGGCGUUAGCAGUCGAGGUUUAGUGUGCAGGUACCAAGGGAAGCGGCAUAGGAGAAAGAGAGCAAAAAGGUAUUACAGUGGGGUUGCGCACACGGACGGAACAGUUGGCUGCUCCUGUUAGUUGAACGUCGCGAUCGCAUCCGGACGGACGCGUGUUGAGUGUGGUGAGUGCAGUUCUCUCUGCGGGAGGAGGAAGCAUAUCGGCAAUGGCCAGCGGUAGCAGUAACAGCGGAACGGUUUCGAUAUCGGCGUCGUCGGCCAGUCUGGCGCCACCGGCAGCGCCCGUGAAUACGCCAUGGCCAAACAGCAAGGAUGACUACGAGCUACGGGAGGUGAUAGGUGUCGGAGCCACCGCCGUGGUGCAUGGAGCCUACUGCCUACCGCGCAACGAGAAAUGUGCCAUCAAGCGGAUCAACCUGGAGAAGUGGAACACUUCCAUGGAUGAGCUGCUGAAGGAGAUCCAAGCGAUGAGCAGUUGUAAUCACGAGAAUGUCGUAACCUAUCAUACCAGUUUUGUGGUGAAGGAAGAACUGUGGCUAGUACUGCGGUUGCUGGAAGGUGGCAGCUUGCUGGAUAUCAUCAAACAUCGCAUGAAGACAGUCAACUGUAAACACGGAGUGUUUGACGAAGCCACGAUAGCAACGGUACUGAAGGAAGUACUGAGAGGACUGGAGUAUUUCCACAGCAACGGACAGAUCCAUCGAGAUAUCAAGGCUGGUAACAUUCUGCUUGGGGAUGAAGGAACCGUGCAGAUUGCGGAUUUCGGUGUGAGUGCUUGGCUUGCAACGGGACGGGAUCUAUCGCGACAGAAAGUGCGGCAUACCUUCGUGGGAACGCCGUGCUGGAUGGCACCGGAAGUCAUGGAGCAAGACCAUGGCUAUGAUUUCAAGGCCGAUAUUUGGUCGUUUGGCAUUACGGCGAUCGAGAUGGCCACCGGAACGGCUCCGUACCAUAAAUAUCCACCGAUGAAGGUGUUGAUGCUGACCCUCCAGAACGAUCCACCGACCAUCGACACCGGUGCGGAUGAGAAAGAUCAGUACAAAGCCUAUGGAAAGACUUUCCGGAAGAUGAUCGUCGAGUGUCUUCAAAAGGAACCAUCGAAACGUCCUUCGGCCAGCGAACUGCUAAAGCAUCCGUUCUUCAAGAAAGCGAAAGAUCGGAAAUAUCUCACGCAAACCCUCUUGGCCACUGGCCCAUCCAUGGCCACUCGAGUUCACAAGGCUGCCAAACGACAACCGGGUGCUUCCGGUCGUCUACACCGUACCGUCACCGGCGAAUGGGUCUGGUCUUCCGAGGAGGAAGAUAAUGGCAAGAAUUCCUCCGAUUCUGAAUCCGAGGAGCGGCCCAUGAACCGCCUGGAACAAAUGGACUCCUCCGCUUCGGAAACGGAAGACGCCUCCGAACAGUCGGAGGUAACCGUGACGGCUCCAACCGGUUCGGAAGCCACAAACACCGACAUAACUAAUGCCGUCGGUGGUCUAAAUCUGGACGACCUUCCUCCCAUCAAUCUAGUGCUACGGAUGCGGAACUCCAACCGGGAACUGAACGACAUCCGGUUUGAGUUCGCGGUCGGCAAGGAUUCGGCCGAGGGCAUUGCGUCCGAACUGGUCGGCGCUGGUCUCGUCGACGGGCGCGACAUCGUCGUCAUGGCUGCCAACCUGCAGAAGCUGAUCGAUCAGCGGAGCUCGGUGAAAACUGUCACCUUCCAGCUGAACUCCGGCUUCGGCAGCGGCGAGCAACCGGACGAAAAAUCAUUGAUCGGCUUCGCACAGAUUUCCAUCACGGACUAACUUAAGUGACUUGUUCUAAAUCUAUUUUUUUUUCGCGUAAGUGUGAGCGUGCCUGUUUCUUUGUGUAUGCGUUUCAGUACGAUCGUGAGCUGAACAGAACAUUCUAUAUAUCGGAGAAAAGAAAAAAAUUCCCUGUGUUUCGAUUUCUUACAUAGUUUUAAUAUGAACGAAGAAAACAAUAAAUAGCAAGUUAUUUAGAUUUAAUAAUAUAUAUAUAACCUAUCGAAGAGAAAUUAAGGCAAGCAAAACCCAAUUCGCAUGAAAUAACCCUGCUGCUUUUCGGAAUUCUAGGGCAAACUAGUGCUUUAGCAUUUUCCAACGAAAGUUCGCGCUUUUAUUCACACCAUCUUCACUAUUCUUGGAACAAAUAUAUAUAUAUUCAUGUUAAAUUAAAGCAAACAAGUGAUGCAGAAAGUAGCCUUUAUCGGAUUCUCGCGAGUGUAUCGGUGAUGAGAAAUAAAAAAAAAAGUAGAAAAACGAAUUGAUCGUCAGAAGAACAAAAUAUCGAAAAGCAAAAAAACAAAUCGGGUUCGAAAAGUUUUACGUUUAUCAGAGCGAAGACGAUCGAGCACAUGGGACGAUGAUGGAUAUUAUACGCGGAAAGAGAAAUAAAGAUGAUUUGUAUUUUAAACGACUACUUUUUGACUAGCGCGCAGUUGCGAUUUUAGCGGUAGAUGUCGAGUCACACCCCUCCUGAAGUUAGAAGAAGAAAAAAUAACAAAGUGGUAUCAAACAAACAAAAAAACAAACAAACACAAAAACCAGCAACAGCAACAAAUACCAGAGGUAAUAAAAACAGCAUCUAGUUGAUGAUAUUGAACGAG